This is a messenger RNA of Dichomitus squalens LYAD-421 SS1, 1925 nucleotides long. Its product is annotated as general substrate transporter. Gene Ontology annotation, biological process: carbohydrate transport; transmembrane transport. The transcript is spliced from 10 exons. Gene Ontology annotation, cellular component: membrane. Gene Ontology annotation, molecular function: carbohydrate:proton symporter activity. NCBI's taxonomy places the organism in Eukaryota, Fungi, Basidiomycota, Agaricomycetes, Polyporales, Polyporaceae. Bases 53 to 1612 code for a protein of 519 amino acids. The record is from RefSeq and is a predicted model, not a curated record.
CCGUCCUUCUCCUCCCCGCCGCCUUCCUUCUCCCCCACCGCGCGCAUUCACCAUGGCCAUCCAGGGCACCUUCCACAACAUCCGGGUCUACUGGCUCGCGUUCGUCGUGUAUUGGGGCAUCGUCCUCUUCGGUUAUGACACCGGUAUCGGCGGUGGCGUGGUCUCCAUGAACUACUUCAAGGAACACUUCGGCCUCAUGAACCCGGACGGGACGCCAAACAAAAAGAAGGCCAACGACGUUUCUUCCAACGUUGUCUCAGUGCUCCAGGCCGGUGCAUUCUUCGGGGCGUUGGGUAGUGCGCCCAUCUCAGCCGCGAUUGGUAGGAGAUGGACACUGUUCGCGUUCACCCUCGUCUUCAGCCUCGGUGCAAUUCUGCAAACCGUCGCUGGUGGCUCGCGCGGCCUGGGAUACAUUUACGCAGGACGUGUUAUUGCAGGUAUCGGCAUUGGCGCCAUCUCCGCCGUCGCGCCCGCGUUCGUGUCCGAGUGCUGCCCCAAGGACGUCCGCGGGCGUAUUACCGGCCUGUUCCAGAUCAUGGUCGCCGUCGGCGUCAUGCUCUCGUACUUCAUCAACCUGGGCGUCGGGCUGCACAUCAAGACGGGACCCAACGUCUGGCGGAUCCCCUUCGGGCUGCAGCUCGCGCCCGCUGGGAUCAUGGCAUUCGGACUGCUCACCUUGAAGGAGUCUCCACGGUGGCUCGCGUCAAAGGGCCGCAUCGACGAAGCCAUCACUAACCUCGCCUACCUCCGCAAGCAGGAUGUCGACGACGAGGAGGUGCGCGCCGAGAUGGCAGAGAUCGAGGCCGCGAUCCAGGAGGAGCGCGAGGCGCGCAAGGGUUUGGGCUUGCGCGAGGCGUUUUUCGGGAAGGGCAACUUCAUUCGGUUCGUUAUCGCGGUCGUGAUCUUCAUCCUGCAGCAGUGGGGCGGCCAGAACUCGGUCAACUACUACGCGCCGCAGAUCUUCAGCUCUAUCGGAUACACGGGCACGUCGAACUCGCUGCUCGCGUCGGGCAUCUACGGCAUCGUGAAGGUCGUCGCGACGGCGCUCUUCGUGUUCCUCCUCGUCGACUCGCUCGGGCGCAAGCUGUCGCUCUUCAUCUCCUCCAUGGGCAUGGGCAUCCUCUUCUUCAUCAUCGGCGCGCUGCUCAAGACGUACCCACCGCCCGCGCACGCCGUCAAUCCGCCCUCGGCGAGCAAGGCGAUGGCCGCGAUGCUGUACCUCUACGUGUGCUUCUACAGCAUGGGCUGGGGCCCGCUCCCGUGGGUGUACGUGUCGGACAUCUUCCCGACGCGGACGCGGCAUUACGGGCUGGCGACCGCUUCCGCCUCGCAGUGGCUUUUCAACUUCGUGCUGUCGAAGGUGACGCCGACCCUCGUGAGCGACCUCGGAUACAAGAUUUUCCUGAUGUUCGCGACGAUCAACAUCGGCGCCAUGGCCACCUUCGCUCUACUCAUCCCUGAGACGAAAGGCCGCUCGCUGGAGGAGAUGGACAUCAUCUUCGGCUCGGUCUCCGCAGACCAGCGGCAAGCAGACAUCUCGAAGCGGGAGCAAGCACUCGAGCACGAAAAGAACGAGACGAGGUCGGAGCGGUCGGUCGACAACAAGGUCUGACGCCUGCGCUCGUACAUUCCACUCGGGUCCUUGUCCUGCUCCGUGUCUGUCGCAUUGUAUUGUAGUGAUUGCUGCCAUGCGCUAGUUCCAUAUCCCUUACGCAUAUACGAUCUCCACCCUCGUGCGCCCCUCCCUUCCCCCCGCUGUGGGCUAGGGUAGGCACGUCCAUCCCAACACGUAAUGACCGUUACUGUUCUCCCUGUCAUGCUCUGACGACUGCACGCGCGUUCCAUGGACGGCACACUCCGUGUCUUCUGUAGUUUGUUUGUCUGUACUUUGUUACGGUUGUUGUAUAUUAGUGGUUUCGACUCUC